Molecule: messenger RNA, 4690 nt
Organism: Tupaia belangeri chinensis (Chinese tree shrew)
Lineage: Eukaryota; Metazoa; Chordata; Mammalia; Scandentia; Tupaiidae
Gene: NOS3
Product: nitric oxide synthase 3
Exons: 27
Coding region: 34-3645 (1203 amino acids)
Biological process (GO): nitric oxide biosynthetic process
Molecular function (GO): NADP binding; nitric-oxide synthase activity; heme binding
Source: RefSeq, a predicted model, not a curated record
GCUGAGCAAGCGGCAGAGUCCACGCACAGCGACAUGGGCAACUUGAAGAGCGUGACCCAGGAGCCCGGGCCACCCUGCGGCCUGGGGCUGGGGCUGGGCCUCGGGCUGUGCGGCAAGCAGGGUCCAGCUUCCCCGGCAAGCGAGCCCAGCCGGGCUCCAGCAUCCCCGCCCCCACCCCAACCCGCGCCAGACCACAGCCCCCCACUAACCCGGCCCCCAGAGGCACCCAGGUUCCCCCGUGUGAAGAACUGGGAAGUGGGCAGCAUCGCCUACGACACGCUCAGCGCACAGGCCCAACAGGAUGGACCCUGCACCCCAAGACGCUGCCUGGGCUCCCUCGUAUUUCCACGGAAGCUGCAGAGCCGGCCCCCCACGAGCCCUCCGCCCCCUGAGCAGCUGCUGAGUCAGGCCCGGGAUUUCAUCCACCAGUACUACAGCUCUAUCAAGAGGAGCGGGUCCCAGGCCCAUGAGCAGCGUCUUCAGGAGGUGGAGACAGAGGUGACAGCCACAGGCACCUACCAGCUUCGGGAGAGUGAGCUGGUGUUCGGGGCCAAGCAGGCCUGGCGGAAUGCCCCGCGCUGCGUGGGCCGGAUCCAGUGGGGGAAGCUGCAGGUGUUCGAUGCGCGGGAUUGCAGAUCUGCCCAGGAGAUGUUCACCUGCCUCUGCAACCACAUAAAAUAUGCCACCAACCGAGGCAACCUCCGCUCGGCCAUCACAGUGUUCCCCCAGCGCUGCCCGGGCCGCGGAGACUUCCGGAUCUGGAACAGCCAGCUGGUGCGCUAUGCAGGCUACAGGCAGCAGGACGGCUCUGUGCGCGGGGACCCGGCCAACGUGGAGAUCACCGAGCUCUGCAUUCAGCACGGCUGGACCCCAGGGAACGGCCGCUUCGACGUGCUGCCCCUGCUGCUCCAGGCCCCCGACGAACCCCCGGAGCUCUUCACCCUGCCCCCCGAGCUGGUCCUCGAGGUGCCCCUGGAGCACCCCAAGCUGGAGUGGUUCGCGGCCCUGGGCCUGCGCUGGUACGCACUGCCGGCCGUGUCCAACAUGCUGCUGGAGAUCGGGGGCCUGGAGUUCCCCGCGGCCCCUUUCAGCGGCUGGUACAUGAGCACGGAGAUCGGCACGCGCAACCUGUGUGACCCGCACCGCUACAACAUCCUGGAGGACGUGGCUGUCUGCAUGGACCUGGACACCCGGACCACCUCGUCCCUGUGGAAAGACAAGGCUGCAGUGGAGAUUAACCUGGCCGUGCUGCACAGCUACCAGCUGGCCAAAGUGACCAUUGUGGACCACCACGUUGCCACCGCAUCCUUCAUGAAGCACCUGGAGAACGAGCAGAAGGCCCGGGGCGGCUGCCCUGCCGACUGGGCCUGGAUCGUGCCCCCCAUCUCGGGCAGCCUCACUCCUGUCUUCCAUCAGGAGAUGGUCAACUACUUCCUGUCCCCUGCCUUCCGCUACCAGCCGGACCCCUGGAAGGGGAGUGGAGCCAAGGGCACCGGCAUCACCAGGAAGAAGACCUUUAAGGAAGUGGCCAAUGCGGUGAAGAUCUCGGCCUCGCUCAUGGGCACAGUGAUGGCAAAGCGAGUGAAGGCGACCAUCCUGUACGGCUCUGAGACCGGCCGGGCCCAGGGCUACGCGCAGCAGCUGGGGAGGCUCUUCCGGAAGGCUUUCGACCCCCGGGUCCUGUGCAUGGAUGAAUACGAUGUGGUGUCUCUCGAGCACGAGACGCUGGUGUUGGUGGUGACCAGCACAUUUGGGAAUGGGGACCCCCCGGAGAAUGGAGAGAGCUUCGCAGCAGCCCUGAUGGAGAUGUCCGGCCCCUACAACAGCUCCCCCCGGCCUGAGCAGCACAAAAGUUACAAAAUCCGCUUCAACAGCGUCUCCUGCUCAGACCCUCUGGUGUCCUCUUGGCGGCGAAAGAGGAAGGAGUCCAGUAACACAGACAGUGCAGGGGCCCUGGGCACCCUCAGGUUCUGUGUGUUCGGGCUGGGGUCCCGGGCAUACCCCCACUUCUGCGCCUUUGCCCGAGCGGUGGACACGCGGCUGGAAGAGCUGGGCGGGGAGCGGCUGCUGCAGCUCGGCCAGGGCGACGAGCUGUGUGGCCAGGAGGAGGCCUUCCGCGGCUGGGCCCAGGCCGCCUUCCAGGCCUCCUGUGAAACUUUCUGUGUGGGAGAGGAUGCCAAGGCCGCCGCUCGAGACAUAUUCAGCCCCAAACGAAGCUGGAAGCGCCAGCGGUACCGGCUGAGUACACAGGCCGAGGGCCUGCAGCUGCUGCCAGGCCUCAGCCACGUGCACAGGCGGAAGAUGUUCCAGGCUACCAUCCUCUCAGUGGAAAACCUGCAAAGCAGCAAGUCCACCCGGGCCACGAUCCUGGUGCGCCUGGACACUGGAGGCCAGGAGGGGCUGCAGUACCAGCCGGGGGACCACAUAGGCAUCUGCCCGCCCAACCGGCCGGGCCUGGUGGAGGCACUGCUGAGCCGCGUGGAGGACCCGCCCCCGCCUGCAGAGCCUCCUGUGGCAGUGGAGCAGCUGGAGAAGGGCAGCCCUGGCGGCCCUCCUCCCGGCUGGGCGCGGGAUCCCCGGCUGCCCCCGUGCACGCUGCGCCAGGCUCUCACCUUCUUCCUGGACAUCACCUCCCCGCCCAGCCCGCGGCUCCUGCAGCUGCUCAGCACCCUGGCCGAGGAGCCCAGCGAGCAGCAGGAGCUGGAGGCCCUCAGCCAGGACCCCCGGCGCUACGAGGAGUGGAAGUGGUUCCGCUGCCCCACGCUGCUGGAGGUGCUGGAGCAGUUCCCAUCCGUGGCCCUGCCGGCCCCACUGCUCCUCACCCAGCUGCCCCUGCUCCAGCCCCGGUACUACUCGGUCAGCUCUGCGCCCAGCGCCCACCCGGGAGAGCUGCACCUCACUGUGGCCGUGCUGGCAUACAGGACCCAGGAUGGGCUGGGCCCCCUGCACUACGGAGUCUGCUCCACGUGGCUGAGCCAGCUGAAGGCCGGAGACCCUGUGCCCUGCUUCAUCAGAGGGGCUCCCUCCUUUCGCCUGCCUCCUGACCCCAGCUUGCCCUGCAUUCUGGUGGGUCCUGGCACCGGCAUCGCCCCCUUCCGGGGAUUCUGGCAGGAGCGGCUGCACGACAUUGAGAGCAAAGGACUGCAGCCCGCCCCCAUGACUUUGGUGUUCGGCUGCCGCUGCUCCCAGCUCGACCACCUCUACCGCGACGAGGUGCAGGACGCUCAGCAGCGCGGGGUGUUCGGCCGCGUCCUCACCGCCUUCUCCCGGGAGCCUGACAGCCCCAAGACCUACGUGCAGGACAUCCUGAGGACUGAGCUGGCAGCUGAGGUGUACCGCGUGCUGUGCCUCGAGCGGGGCCACAUGUUUGUCUGCGGCGAUGUCACCAUGGCAACAAGCGUCCUACAGACAGUGCAGCGAAUCCUGGCGACGGAGGGCGACAUGGAGCUGGACGCGGCGGGAGAUGUCAUCGGCGUGCUGCGGGAUCAGCAACGCUACCACGAGGACAUUUUCGGGCUCACGCUGCGCACCCAGGAAGUGACAAGCCGCAUACGCACCCAGAGCUUUUCGCUGCAGGAGCGGCAGCUGCGGGGCGCAGUGCCCUGGGCGUUGGAGCCUCCUGGCACAGACAUCCUUAGCCAGUGAUAGCUCUCUGGCUUUCUCCUCUAGUUCUGUCUCCACUCCAGUCAGCCUUCCCGGGACCGCCACCUCUCAGUCCACUUUUGAGAUACUUUUCCUCUGUCUAGAGGCUUCAGAGAUGUUAGCCUUAUUUCCCCAGGAAGGACCAGAGGUCUCUGACUCUGUCAAGGCCGUUCUCCUUGGCCUGCGUGUGCCCACAUCUGGAAGGGCCCUCCCAGCAGUGGUAUUCCAAUGCCCAUUGCUACCUGAUCCGGGUUCUUUAGGUGACUUAGUUUCCACGUACUUCUCUCUGGAAUAGUUUACCUUUAAAGCCUAAAGUCCCAAUCAUUCGAAUAUUUAUUAUGAAAGAUUGACCAUAAGAGACUGUGCCAGAUGUUGUGAAAAUUUGUCGGAUGCCCACCCCCACCCCGUCCAUUACAGUUAUAAAGUGACAAGUGUGUCUGAACCUGUGCAGAUGUGCGGUGGGACGCCUUGGACAGAGCCCUACGUGCUCCGCUUGGCCCAGCACUCUAAAAACACGUUCCCGGCCAGCCCAGGCAGCUCUCCUGUGCUGAUCCCUCGUUCCUGAUUGGGAACGCAGGUACAGCCAGGUGGCCGGAGCGGGCAGGGCCAGGAUGCCGUCCCAGAGCGGAGGAUGCACAACACAGCCCUGAGCGACCUUUACUGCUCAGGCCACACAGGAAGAGGACCGCACCCACUUCCUCAGACACCACACCAGCACCGAGGCCGGACACAGCAGCCCCUGCUAGCGUCUUGUCCCCAGGCUUCCCCACCCCACUCCAGAAUGUCCCAUGGAUCUUGAAGGAGAGGCCAGCAGGACCCACUGCUCUUCAGAUCCAACUCACUGCCCCCUCCGUGACACCUGGCUGGGUGUCUGUCUUGGCCCUGCCCUCCACCUCAAGAACACUCGGAGACUUCUUCCCAAACAGCCGCUUCAGGGCAGCUAGUUGGCGGUCCUCCUUGUCCUCUCCACGUGGGGUCCGUUUCCAGACGCCACCGGCAUCUCUCCUACCCCUUCUCUGUUCUCUGGGCCGAGUUCCUCAUCGACCGA